AUGGAUCAAGUUCAGGCUCCUAUAAAUGUUCAACCAAUUGGACAAUCUGCUACUUCAAAUGAUGUUGCUGAACAACAGAACCGCUUGAAGAAAAAUGAGAAGAGAUGUAUGAGGGAAUUAAGAGGAGCUCUACCUCCUAUGCUGAAAACACAUGAAAGUGAAGUUGCAGAAAUGGUUGAAGAAUCAAAACAGAGUCUAGGAGGUCCUUUGGCUUUGGUUUCAAAGAUUUCAGAAAUUGAUAAUGGUGAAAUGGAAGGAUCAGACAAUGAAGGAAAGCCAAAUGAUGCGAAGAGUGGUUUCACAAAAGCUGGAGGUGAGGAAAAGAAGAAAUUGGAAAAAGUUGAAGAAAAGCAGAAAGAUGCGAAGGAAAUGAAGAAACUAAAAGGUGAUUCUGGAAUUUAUUGUCAUUACUGCAAUGGUGCAAAUCACUUCGCAGCUGAUUGCAUGUUGAGAAAGAAAGAGGAGAAGAAGAGCAAAAUUAAAGAUGAAGCCUACUAUUCAGAAAAGCUUGAAGAGGUGCGUGCAAAGGCAAAAGGAAUGUCAUUAGUUGCGAAUGGAGAGUCUAAUGAAGAAGAAAGUGGAACGAAUCAGAUCUGGGACAAUCUUGAAAAAGAAGUUAGGUUGUUACUAGCACAAAGAAAUAUUUACUGUAACUUUGCUAAACUAAAGGAUGAAAAUGAUAAAUCCUCUACUUCGCAACAUGGUGAUUUUGAUAAUGUGGAAGUUGAAAGCUGGAAGACUGAUGACACUGAUGAAGACAAAGAAGUGAAGGAUUCACAUACGACACCUCAACGAGUUGUUGUUGAUCAAGUGUUUGAUAACACAAUUUUUCCAAAUCAAGUUUUUGUCACAACUGGGAAUGUUGAGAAAAUUAAACCUGAAUUCAACAAAAUAGUUGAAAAUGAUAAUCAAAGGUCGACUACUAAAGCUUCUCCACAAUUCAUGCAUCAAAAUAUUGUUGAAAGAAAGAAGAACGAAGGCAGCAGCACCGAACUACCACCUCCAUCAAACCCUCGUCGCAGCUCACAGCCACCACCAGCACCGCCGGUUUCUGCUGCUGCUCCACCUCUGUGA
Lactuca sativa (garden lettuce) is the source of this 1074-nucleotide messenger RNA. Lineage: Eukaryota; Viridiplantae; Streptophyta; Magnoliopsida; Asterales; Asteraceae. The record is from RefSeq and is a predicted model, not a curated record.